Molecule: messenger RNA, 1350 nt
Organism: Arabis nemorensis
Lineage: Eukaryota; Viridiplantae; Streptophyta; Magnoliopsida; Brassicales; Brassicaceae
Source: the annotation of a GenBank genome assembly
AUGGAUAAAAGUAAAACGUUUGGACAACAAUGGCGAUUCAAUCCAGCGUUUAAACCGCCUGAAACGCCUUUAGACUCGAUGGAGUUUUUGUCACGAACUUGGAGCGCUUCCGCAACUGAAGUUUCAAGAGCCGUAGUCGCGUCUCCUCCAACGUUGUCGCCGUCUCAACCGCCGCAAAUGCGUUUCUCGGAGAUCCAUAGUGACGUCACUCUUGUACCGGAAGAUGAAGAAAACGUCGCCGUUUCUGGAAACACUUUCUCUUUCGCUUCUUCUGAGACUUCUUUAAUGGUCAUGGAACGUAUCAUGGCUCAAUCCCCGGAGAUUUCAUCGCCACGGACCUCAGGGAGACUUUCACAUAGCUCUUUCACCGACAGUCCUCCGAUCUCUCCUUCCGACAUCGAAGACUUUAAGCAAUUCUACCGUGUAAGUCCAUCCUUUACUGGACACAUACGUGGUCCAUCCGCCGUCCCUGGCACAGCCGGAGGAUCUAAGACUGUUGGCCGGUGGCUAAAGGACCGGAAGGAGAAGAAAAGAGAGGAGACGCGUGCACACAAUGCACAACUCCACGCAGCUAUAUCCGUAGCUAGCGUGGCUGCCGCCGUGGCUGCUAUCGCUGCAGCCACGGCAGCUCAAUCGAGUUCUGGAAACGAUGAAAUAAUAGCCAAAAAUGACUCAGCGGUGGCUUCCGCCGCGACUUUGGUGGCCGCCCAAUGUGUGGAAGCGGCGGAGAUUCUGGGAGCUGAUCGCGAGCACUUGGCCUCUGUUGUUAGUUCGGCGGUCAACGUUCGUUCCGCCGGAGAUAUCAUGACGUUGACCGCCGCUGCAGCCACAGCUUUGAGAGGAGCUGCAACGUUGAAGGCGAGGGCAUUGAAGGAGGUAUGGAACAUUGCCGCGGUGAUUCCGGUCGAGAAGGGAAUACCAAGAAUACCAAAAGGCAGUGGUUACCGCAGCGAUUUAGCUCCCGAAGAUAAUUUCCUUGGGAUUUGCAGUAGAGAAUUGCUAGCUAAAGGUUGCGAAUUGCUUAAACGCACCCGCAAAGGUGAUCUUCAUUGGAAAGUUGUUUCGGUAUACAUAAAUAGAACAAAACAGGUAAUGUUGAAGACAAAGAGCAAACUUGUUGCUGGGACCAUUACAAAGAAGAAAAAGAAUGUGGUGGUGGAAUUGGUAAAAGGAUUACCCGCAUGGCCUGGCCGAGAGUUGCUCGACCGUGGUGAGAAUUUGAGGUAUUUCGGGCUAAAGACGGUGGAGAAAAGAGUAAUUGAGUUCGAGUGCAAAAGCCAAAGGGAAUAUGAUCUUUGGACUCAAGGUGUUUCCAUGCUUCUUUCCAUUGCUUCUGAAAGGAGACGCUAA